Molecule: messenger RNA, 2478 nt
Organism: Magallana angulata
Lineage: Eukaryota; Metazoa; Mollusca; Bivalvia; Ostreida; Ostreidae
Product: N-acetyltransferase ESCO2-like
Exons: 11
Coding region: 158-2224 (688 amino acids)
Biological process (GO): mitotic sister chromatid cohesion
Cellular component (GO): chromatin; nucleus
Molecular function (GO): protein-lysine-acetyltransferase activity
Source: RefSeq, a predicted model, not a curated record
CAAGGCCUAUAGGUUAUAGUUUUAUCACAUCGGGUUUGAUGUACAGAAAAUAAAAACUCCUACAGUAGCGCCAAUAUUGAAAAUAGAGGGAAAACGCGUUCCAUUGGAAACGUUCCUCCCUAUGGAUGUAAUCUACUGAAGGAAAGAAACAUAAGAUAUGACAACUAGAAUGAAAACAUUACGAAAGAGAAAGAAUGGUGAUUUGGAGGAAAGCAAUAAAAACCAGUAUGAUUUUAAUUUUGAGGAGGUUGAAAAUACUCCACCGAAGAAAAAAAGACCUUCAGAAAAUACCUGUAAGCUGUCCGUGACUGCAACAGUUGAUAGUCCAGUUACAUCGCAAUCCGACACAGAGGUGGAAGAGGAAAUAGCUGUGAAAUCCUUCUAUGGAAAAAGGGAGAAAAAAUCUUUUCCACACUCACCCAAAAGACGCCAAGCAGCAAAGAAGGUGUUGAAAAAACUUUCAGAUGAAGAAAAUGUCUCACAGGGUGAAAGUCAGACAACUGAUAGCGAACCGGAGGCAAAGAAUAAAGAGAAGACAGAUCUGGGACCAAGGACCAGGAAAGGUGUUAAACCUGCAACCCCAUCCAUUCAGAAAAAUGAGACAUCAAAAACUAACUCACCUAGAACACCAACAGUUCAGACUAAGUCACCAAGAACACCUAUUAUCCGGAACAAGACAAACUCACCAUUAAAACCAUCAACACCUGGCACUGGAGAGAGACGGUUCUUUAAACACAGAUGUCCUGGAUCUGCCGAGAAAUUCAUCCCUGGUGUGGUCAUACGCAAAGGAUUUGACUUAAAAUUUACACCUAACCGAAAGGAGAUUGUGUUGGGAAAGCAAAAGAAGGGCAGUGAUAAGACCAAAGCCAAAAAGACAGCAUGGCCUCUUACACCAUUUCCUAAAGUUGAAGCUAAAAACUCUAGGAAGGCAGGGUUAACUGUUAAAAACAAUGUAAGGCAUUCUUAUCCAAUAGCUGCUUGUCAGAGAAAGACUUCUCAAGAAAGUAGUCCCACAUUAAGCCAAGAAGAAAGUGAAGAUUCCAACAAAACCAGUUCUCCAAACUCUGUGUCUUCAUCCCAGUCUGUUGUAGAUUCUGUUCAUUCUGGGCCAUCCAUUCGCAUCAGGACCAAAACUCAGACAUUAGAGCCAGCAUCUCAGCCAAUGAAUUCCGAGCUGGACAUCAAAACAAACUCAAGUAUUAUCACAGAAGACAAAAUCUCACUUAGCACAGACAAUAUAUCUUCUAAUGGAGACGCAACUUCUGAUGUAAUGGAGGGCAUUCAACCUAUUGAAACUGUGGACAGUGAAGGUGAGGGUUCACCCAAGAAACCGAAUGACAUUACCAAUACCCCACAGGAAGAGACCCGGUCCAGUAGUUCUACAGGGAGUCCUAUGGCAUCCUCUACAGCAUCGCCCCAGCAAAAGCUGUUCCCAAUAUUUAACAAGGUCACACCCAGUCCAAAGUCCAGGCUACGGACACUCAGAGACACACGAAGCAGAUCUGUUUCUAAAUCCCCUAAGCUGAGAUUUAUUGAAAAUAAAGAUGAUCAAAUGACUUUGGAUGCUGGUCAGAAGAAGUUUGGGGCCACGCAGUGUGAUACCUGUGGAAUGAUUUACUCCCAAGCAGAACCUACUGAUGAAACCACUCAUGCAAAGUUCCACCAGAGCAUCCUCAAUGCCCUCAAAUUUCCUGGUUGGAAGAAAGAGAGAGUGGUACAGGAGUUUGAUGACGGUAGUCGGAUCAUCAUGGUGACUUAUGAAGAUCCCAAAUACGCUCACAAAAAGGUUGAAGAGAUCAAUAAAAUUAUGGGAGCUGAGCUGGGAUUUCCAGAGAGCACUUUAAUUUUCAGAACGGAUUAUAAGGUUUUUCUUAUGAUUUCUGAUGAGAAGAAGAUCAUUGGAUGCUGUAUUGCCGAGAAUAUUACACAGGGUCAUCGAGUGAUUGCAGAUUCACAGUCCAGUCAAGAGUCUGGUUCCAGGCCCUGGUACUGUGACUCGGAACCAGAACCAGCUUCUGUAGGAAUCAGCAAAAUCUGGGUUCAUAAGCUGCACAGGAGAACCGGAGUAGCCUGUAAACUACUGGACUGUGUUAGGCAACACUUUCACUAUGGAACAUUUAUUCCCAAAAAACGAAUAGCAUUCUCGGAUCCAACACCAGAUGGGAAGAAGUUGGCCACUAAAUACACAGGAACCAGUUCAUUCUUAGUGUACAAGUUUGGUUAAAAUCAACUUGAUUGGAAGUUUGCUUACUGAUCUUUUCUUUUAUUUUCAUUAAAGAAGCACACCUGUUUGAUAUGUACAUGUAAUCAAUGUGCACUUUUAUGUUAGUAAGAUUAUGUUUUAUUAUCCUAGUCAAGUGAUCUUUUUUUAAGGAAUGAACUUUUUAAGGAAAUAUACAAUGUCCAUCAAAUGUUUUUGAUUUUGACUAAUUUUGUCCAUUAAAUCAUCAUAGAAAAUAAAAUUUAUUGAAGACAGAA